Messenger RNA from Mastomys coucha (southern multimammate mouse), 3533 nucleotides. RefSeq names its product transmembrane O-mannosyltransferase targeting cadherins 4 (gene Tmtc4). Gene Ontology annotation, biological process: protein O-linked glycosylation via mannose; endoplasmic reticulum unfolded protein response. Gene Ontology annotation, cellular component: endoplasmic reticulum. The record is from RefSeq and is a predicted model, not a curated record. Gene Ontology annotation, molecular function: protein binding; mannosyltransferase activity. The transcript is spliced from 18 exons. NCBI's taxonomy places the organism in Eukaryota, Metazoa, Chordata, Mammalia, Rodentia, Muridae. The coding region runs from base 179 to 2497 and encodes 772 amino acids.
AACUGCAUCCUCCCUGCCCACUUGCAGCAUGGCUGGUUUACUCCAAUGCAAUGGGAAUGUAUGUAUGUCACUUCCAAACGCUUCCUAUCUUCACCACAUAGUGUGAAGAAACUGGAAAGCCACAGCCUCGAGGCAAAGACUGGAGCCACAGCAUGGAUAGAAGGACCCAUGAGCGACUAUGUGGAGCAUGCUACACGUCUAUGACGUGAAAGAAAGGAUUUCUAACCAGCAUAAUGCUGGAGCAGGAAGCUGGCGGCCUGCAGUUUUCAAGAUGGCUGAGCUGGAUGCCGACCUGGAUCAUAUCAUCCCAUCUGUCCUUCCCCCUUUCUGGGCUAAGUUAGUAGUGGGAUUUGUUUCCCUUCUGUGUUUUGCAAGGAGCUAUGAUGGAGAUUUUGUCUUUGAUGACUCUGAAGCUAUUGUUAACAAUAAGGACCUCCAAUCAGACACACCCCUUGGGGACCUGUGGCAUCAUGACUUCUGGGGCAGUAGACUGAGCAGUAACACCAGCCACAAGUCCUACAGGCCACUUACCGUCCUGACUUUCAGGGUUAACUACUACCUGUCUGGAGGCUUUCACCCCGUGGGUUUCCAUGUGGUCAACAUCCUCCUACAUGGCGGCAUCUCCAUCCUCAUGCUAGAUGUCUUCUCGGUACUGUUUGGUGGCCUGCAGUACACCAGUAAAGGCCGGAGAGUACACCUGGCCCCCAGGGCUUCCCUGCUGGCGGCAUUGCUGUUUGCUGUCCAUCCAGUGCACACCGAGUGUGUUGCUGGUGUUGUUGGCCGUGCAGACCUCCUGUGUGCCCUGUUCUUCUUGUUGUCUUUCCUUGGCUACUGUCAAGCAUUUAAAGAAACAGGUAACAAGGAGGGAACACAUUCUUCCACCUUCUGGGUGUUGCUGAGUAUUUUUCUGGGAGCAGUGGCCAUGCUGUGCAAAGAGCAAGGAAUCACUGUGCUGGGCUUGAAUGCUGUGUUCGAUAUCCUGGUGAUAGGCAAACUCGACAUUCUGGUAGCUGUCCGGAAGGUCCUAUAUAAGGACAAGUCACUAGAGAACACUGGCAUGCUCAGGAAUGGAGGCCUCCUCUUCCGAAUGACUCUGCUCACCAUUGGAGGCACCAGCAUGCUUUAUAUGCGCUGGAAAAUCAUGGGAACAGGCCCACCAGCAUUUACUGAGGUGGACAACCCAGCAUCCUUUGCUGACAGCAUGUUGGUUAGGGCCAUAAACUAUAAUUACUACUAUUCAUUGAAUGCCUGGCUGCUGCUGUGUCCCUGGUGGCUGUGUUUUGAUUGGUCAAUGGGCUGCAUCCCCCUCAUUAAGUCAGUUGGUGACUGGAGGGUAAUUGCUCCAGCGGCACUUUGGCUCUGCCUAAUUGGCCUAAUAUUCCAAGCCCUAUGCUCUGAGGAUAGCUGCAAGAGAAGAAUCCUUACCCUGGGUUUGGGAUUUCUUGUGAUCCCCUUUCUUCCUGCAAGUAACUUGUUUUUCCGAGUGGGCUUUGUGGUCGCAGAGCGUGUCCUCUACCUCCCCAGCGCUGGGUACUGCAUGCUGCUGACCUUUGGAUUUGGAGCUUUGAGCAGACAUGCUAAGAAAAAGAAACUGGUUGCCACCGUCAUCCUGAGCAUCCUUCUCAUCAACGCACUGAGAUGUGUGAUUCGCAGUGGCGAGUGGCGGAGCGAAGAUCGGCUUUUUCGAAGUGCCCUGUCUGUGUGUCCCCUCAAUGCUAAGGUUCACUACAACAUUGGCAAAAACCUGGCUGAUCAAGGCAACCAAACAGCAGCCAUCAAAUAUUACCGGGAAGCAGUCAGACUGAAUCCCAAGUACGUUCAUGCCAUGAAUAACCUUGGGAAUAUCUUAAAAGAAAGGAAUGAGCUACAGGAAGCUGAAGAGCUGCUGUCGUUGGCUGUCCAAAUACAGCCAGACUUUGCAGCCGCAUGGAUGAAUUUGGGCAUAGUUCAGAACAGCCUGAAACGGUUUGAGGAGGCAGAGCAAAGCUACCGGACAGCAAUUAAACACAGGCGGAAAUACCCAGACUGCUAUUAUAACCUCGGGCGGCUGUAUGCAGAUCUAAAUCGCCAUGUGGAUGCAUUGAACGCUUGGAGAAAUGCCACUGUACUGAAGCCGGAGCACAGCCUGGCGUGGAACAACAUGAUCAUACUUCUGGACAACACAGGUAACUUAGCCCAGGCUGAAGCUGUCGGAAGAGAGGCACUGCAAUUAAUUCCUAAUGAUCACUCCCUUAUGUUCUCAUUGGCAAACGUGCUGGGGAAAUCCCAGAAAUACAAGGAGUCUGAAGCUUUAUUCCUCAAGGCAAUUAAAGCAAAUCCAAAUGUUGCAAGUUACCAUGGUAAUUUGGCUGUGCUUUAUCAUCGCUGGGGACAUCUCAACUCAGCCAAGAAACACUAUGAGAUCUCCUUGCAGCUUGACCCUGUGGCAGUAGGCACCAAGGAGAAUUACAGUCUUCUGAGAAGAAAGCUAGAACAAAUGCAGAAGAAAAAUGUCUGAUCUUCCUCUUAUGUUUUGAGUUUGUGGGUGUGUGCAUGAGGCCUCUGUUCAGAUUAUGUGCUUAUCUUUAGCCAUUUAAAAGUCUCAGACAUUUAUUUUACUCUACUGUUAUUUUUUUCUAUGAAAACAAACAAAUGCAAAAAGAUUAUAGCACCAGCAAUACACUCUUGAAUGCUUGAUAGGAUUUUUGCAUUGAAAUUGUAUUUUUUCACACAACCCAAAUGUAAUUCUAAAAUCUAAAAAAAAAAAAAGAAACCAUUUUUUAAAAACUAAAACAAAAAAAAAUAUUCUUUUGAGAGAAUUUUGAUUGUGUUAAACUGCAUUUGGGAAGUGAUUGCUGUGAUGAGGUAGAGUGACUUAGACGUGCCUCCUACGACUUACAAAACCAUCUACCAUAUCUGUAUAUUAGCAUGUUUAUUUAAUGACAAGAAAGAGUAAGUCAAGAUUUGGGGUUUUUUAAAGUCUCUUUGCAACAGUGUAACUUGAAGUUUAUAAGAAAAUUAUUUAUUCACGUUUUUGUGUUGAACAGGAUACAUAAUUGAGGAAGGGAAACUUUUAAUGUCUGUAUAUUUAUCUGUAUUUUUUUUUCUUUCAUAGGGAGGUAUGGACUCCCAUGCUUUUUUGGUGUGUGUAUGUAUUCUCCAAUGUGUGUGAUGUUAGUAUGCAGGAUAAUACUCCACUGUUGGUAGAGUACCCCUGCCAUACUUUAGACAACCUAACAUCCUGGUCUCUGUCCUUUGUUCAGAGGGCUACCUGUGUGUAUAUGCUGUGUUUUCAUGUUUUAGCUGUAAAGUGAGUUUCCAUCUCACAUGAUACAAUCACAGACAUUACUCUAUCCAGAAAAUGCAAAAAGGUAAAUUCUUAAAAGAAGUCAUAGCUCUGGAUUUUGUAUUGUUCUUACAAACUGAGUUUGUUUUUCCUUGUCACAUUAGAUCUCAACAAUUUGUUUACUUAGUUUGUUCUUUAUAUACUGUUGACCUAAUAAUUUAUGUAAUCUCUGUCAUUUCUUAUGCAGUAAAAUUAUCAUACAAACUGG